AGAGAAGAGAAGAGUCCGUUGAAGUUAUAGAUCGUUACGUUACAUACAUUACAUUACGCAUCUCUCACCUUCCCCUUCAAUCUAGGGUUAGUUUCUCGAUUCGAAUAUACUUAUAAAUAAACUUCUUCGCAUUUUUUUCAAUUUUAUUUAUUUAGAUCCAUUUAUUAAGGGUUUUAUAAUUCAAGAUCUUCAUUGUGAACGAUGACGAUUGCUGAAUCGGAUUUUCCGAUUGAUAAUGGGAUGAGUUGUGUGCCGAUUUCACCGGAGGAAGAGAAACGGAUCGUGAAGGAUUUGAUUAAGCAAUCGGAGCUUAAUUUGAAAGAUGGGAACUUAUACUUUAUUAUUUCCAAUAGAUGGUUUUCAAGUUGGCAGAGGUAUGUUGGGCAUAGUGAUGGAAUACUUUCUACUGACCAGCAAUCUUCUGAUGGCCUGCACGCCGAUACUGUUCACUUGAAGAUCACCGAUAGACCUGGUCCAAUUGAUAAUUCUGAUAUAAUUUCAAACGGAAGUAAUUGUGGCGGGAGUGAUUUAGAUAUUCAUCGAACAUUGGUUGAGGAUAAAGACUAUGUUUUAGUUCCUCAACAAGUAUGGGAAAGGCUGUUGGGAUGGUACAAAGGUGGACCAGCAUUGCCAAGGAAGUUGAUUUCUCAAGGUGUUGGACCGAAGCAGUACAGCAUUGAGGUGUACCCACUUUGUCUAAAGGUGACUGAUGCGAGAGACAACAGUGUCUCAAUUGUAAAAUUAAGCAAAAAGGCUACCGUGAGUGAACUCUAUGAGCUAGUGUGCAAAGUUAAAGGAGUAGAACAGCACAAGGCUCGUAUUUCGGAUUACUUCAAUUUGAACAAACCGUCAUUGCUGACGGCUUCAGACCAGACAUUGGAGGAUGCAAACAUGACAAUGGACCAAGAUAUUCUUCUAGAAGUUUCAGUCGAUACAGAUCGUUCAUCUCAUUCUGGUGUGCAUUCAAUGGGAAAUGAAUUAGCAUUGGUACCAUUAGAACCUCCAAGAUCAUCUGUAUCAAUUGCAGGGGGACCUGCCUUGUCUAAUGGUCACUCAAGUGGGUCUGGUUUUAAUUUCUAUCAGGGAAGUUCUGUAAGUUCAUCACUGACUACUAUGGAUGAUAAAUAUGACGUCUAUAGUGGUGAAAGAGGUGGUUUAGCAGGACUGCAGAACUUGGGGAAUACCUGCUUUAUGAAUAGCGCUCUCCAAUGUUUGGUCCACACUCCACCCCUUGCUGAAUUUUUCUUAGAAGAUUACAGUGAUGAGAUCAACAUGGAGAAUCCUUUAGGAAUGCGUGGUGAAUUAGCACUUGCAUUUGGUGACUUGUUGAGGAAACUCUGGUCCUCUGGGCGAACUGCUGUUGCACCCCGUGCGUUCAAGGGAAAGCUGGCCCGAUUUGCUCCACAAUUCAGUGGUUAUAACCAGCAUGAUUCUCAAGAAUUGCUGGCAUUUUUAUUGGAUGGACUGCAUGAAGAUUUGAAUCGUGUGAAACAAAAGCCUUACAUUGAAAUGAAGGACUCGGAUGGUAGGCCGGAUGAGGAAGUCGCAAAUGAGUGUUGGAAAAAUCACAUGGCUCGGAAUGAUUCAUUGAUUGUUGAUGAAUGCCAGGGUCAAUACAAAUCGACACUAGUUUGUCCUGAAUGUGGCAAAAUUUCAAUCACUUUCGACCCCUUUAUGUACUUAUCAUUACCACUUCCUUCCACUGUCACCCGGACAAUGACAAUUACUGUCUUUUAUUCUGAUGGGAGCGGUCUUCCCAUGCCGUACACUGUGACUGUGCUGAAGCAUGGUUGCUGCAGAGAUCUUUGCCAAGCAUUGAGCACUGCAUGCUGUUUGAAGAGUGAUGAAAUUCUUUUGCUUGCAGAGGUUUAUGAGCAUAAGAUUUAUCGUUAUCUAGAUACUCCAUUGGAAUCAUUGACUUCAAUAAAGGAUGAAGAACAUAUUGUGGCCUAUCGACUCAAGAGUGGAGCUAGGAAAACAAAACUAGAAAUAUUGCAUCGAUAUCUGGAUAGUGGGAAGGGUGGAGAGAGGAAGAUCUUUGGAACUCCCUUGGUUACUUAUUUGGAAGAAGACCCUCAAUGUGGAGCCAACAUUGAGCCAUAUGUACAUAGAAUGUUGGCACCUUUAAGAAAAGCACAUUCUUCAACCAAGUCUCAUGAAGGGAAGGAAACUGGUUUCAUCUCAGGAGGUAGUGACGAGCAAUCAAGCAUCUGUAAUUCUCACAGUGAACCGAGGAACCCGGCACUUUGCACCAGAGAACAAGAGGGGACAUCCUGUGGAGAGUCAUCUUUCCAACUUGUUUUAACUAACGAAGGCUGUUUUAGCUGUGAGCCCAUUGACAAGGCAUCUGUGAUAAAACCCAGUGCACAUAUAAAGGUCUUUGUUGACUGGACCGAGAAAGAAUAUGAACUGUAUGAUGCAAGCUAUUUGAGUGAUCUUCCUGAAGUUCACAAAACUGGAUUCACUGUGAAAAAAACCCGGCAAGAAGCUAUUUCUUUGUUUUCAUGCUUGGAGGCAUUCUUGACCGAAGAACCUCUAGGACCAGAUGACAUGUGGUACUGCCCUCAAUGCAAGGAACACAGACAAGCUACCAAGAAACUGGACUUGUGGAAAUUGCCAGAGAUAUUGGUUUUUCACUUGAAACGAUUCUCAUAUAGCAGAUACUUGAAAAACAAACUUGACACCUUUGUGAACUUCCCCAUUCACAAUCUUGAUUUGACCAAGUAUGUGAAAAGUCAAGAUGGCCCGUCCUAUGUGUAUAACCUUUAUGCAAUCAGCAACCAUUAUGGUGGUUUAGGUGGUGGGCAUUACACUGCAUAUGCCAAGUUGAUUGAUGAUAAUAAGUGGUACCAUUUCGAUGACAGUCACGUCAGUCCUGUUUCUGAAGGUGAAAUUAAAUCUUCAGCUGCAUAUGUGUUAUUUUAUCAGAGAGUUGGAAGCGACGUCCAGAUGGAAGAAGCGACAUCUUAGGUUCAUGCAGGUUGUUGUUUGUUUGAUGCCUGGUUCAUAUGCUGAAAGGCAAUCCGGAGCUUAAGUCCUAGAUAGCCGAUUUACUUUGCAGUGCAAAACACCAAAAUUUGAAGACAGAUUGUUGUAGCACCAAUUAAUCAAAACAUGUUAUAGACGAGGCUCUAGAAAACCUGUUCAUUUGGGAGUAUUGGUCGACAGUUAUUUUACAUGAAUGAUAUCAUUUUUUGACAGAAAUUUUGCAGCCUAGAACUUGGUUAGGUUCUUCUGUUAUUUCAUUUUAUCGGAGGCUAAAACAGAUCAUCUUAAAUUCAUCAUUGUUGCCAUUACAAUUUUAUGCACCGUAAUGUACUAAUAGGACAAUUUCUUAAAAAAGUUGUAUUCAUCUUCCAUUAUGUUGUUGGGAUUCAAGGGUCCCCCCAAUUACAUAAAAUGUGUGGAAGAGAUGAUGGAUGAUAAACAGGUGAUCAUAUCUAUUUAUUUAUUUGUUAAAUAAUGGCAUA
Messenger RNA from Medicago truncatula (barrel medic), 3470 nucleotides. Its product is annotated as ubiquitin carboxyl-terminal hydrolase 9. Gene Ontology annotation, biological process: protein deubiquitination. The record is from RefSeq and is a predicted model, not a curated record. NCBI's taxonomy places the organism in Eukaryota, Viridiplantae, Streptophyta, Magnoliopsida, Fabales, Fabaceae. Bases 202 to 2970 code for a protein of 922 amino acids. Gene Ontology annotation, molecular function: cysteine-type deubiquitinase activity. The transcript has 14 exons.